Molecule: messenger RNA, 1389 nt
Organism: Pestalotiopsis fici W106-1
Lineage: Eukaryota; Fungi; Ascomycota; Sordariomycetes; Amphisphaeriales; Sporocadaceae
Exons: 2
Coding region: 1-1389 (462 amino acids)
Biological process (GO): mitochondrion organization
Cellular component (GO): SAM complex
Source: RefSeq, a predicted model, not a curated record
AUGGCUCUCGAGCUUCACAUUUGGGGACCAGCCUUUGGAUUACCGUCCAUUGAUCCCGAAUCCCUUGCCGCCCUUUCGUAUCUUGGCCAUGUAGUUCCCACCGGGGACUGGUCGUUGAUCGCCAGCAAUGACGCAGCCCUCAACCCUGAUCAAACACUCCCUGCCCUACAUCACAAUGGCACAUGGAUUUCAGGGUACACUAAUAUUGUCGAGUACCUCAGUCUGCAGAACUCUGCAUGGUCGAUCGACAGUGCUCUCGGCAGGACCCAGCAAGCUGAUACUCUAGCGUACGCAUCCUACAUCCAGUCGCGCGGAUCAGCUCUCGUCGCCUUCUCGCUCUAUGUCUCGCCGAGCGCCUGGGCGGACCUGACCCGGCCGGCGUACUCGGCGCUCCUCCCCUUCCCUCUGACGUGGACCGUUCCGCUCAAGAUCCGCUCCGCGGCUAUCGCGAGGACGGAACACCUCGGAUUAGACCACCUGGCCGCCGACGUUGACCCGGCAGAUGGCUCGUCCGAGUCCAAUAGGUCAACGACGGCGCCGACCACGUCGACAGGCUUUCUCCGCCUCCCCCUCCGCCCAAAGGUGAGCACCACCAUGGCGCCAGAGCAGGCCGCCGCCAUACGUCUUCAGAGCAUCACGGAGGACUUUUUCUCCGUGCUUGAUGAGCUGCGGGGGGAUGGCCCGUAUUUCUUUGGCCGAGAGACUCCAUCGUCCUUGGACUUUUUGGCUCUCGGAUAUCUAGAGCUCCUCCGCGUCAAGACGCCGCACCCGUUCAUGGAUACUUGCAUGAGGCGGAGCCAGGCAGGCAGCCGGCUCGCGCAAUUCCUGGACCAUAUGCAUUCCGUGCCCGUGAGGUGGCGAGCGGACAAUGAGCAACUACCCUGGGCCUGCCCAACCCCUCGGGGCGUUACAAGGACUUUGGGCCAGUUUGCCGAGAACGUGAUACAAAACGCCCCUGGAGUCGGCGAGGCAUGGAGGCAAUGGAACGGCGAGGGCGUCAAGUCACAGGACCAGAAACAGGAUCCAACGCAGGUCCUCAUGACGGUUGGCAGUGUGGUAGCAGCACUCGCAGCCGUCGGCGGAGCCAUGCUGUUCCGGUCUCUCCCACCGUUUGGCGAGCCUACACAACGCUUCGAGGCGCCCAAGCCGCAAAAGAGCGGUCUGUAUCGGUUCGGAGAUAUUGGUGCCAUGUUUGACAAUCUACCCGACUUUGAGGCGGUGCCUUCGAGGCCGUCGCCAGAACGCACCGACACAGUGUAUCGACGCGAUGGCGUCGAGGUGGCCGUCGACGUUGAAGAGGAGGGACUCGGGGCACAGCCGCCACGCGAUGGAAAUGUCGCAGAGGUUGGCGUCGGUGUCAAGGUUGGCGACAAUGCUCGGAGCCUGUAA